Molecule: messenger RNA, 4086 nt
Organism: Stegastes partitus (bicolor damselfish)
Lineage: Eukaryota; Metazoa; Chordata; Actinopteri; Pomacentridae
Gene: pik3r6
Product: phosphoinositide-3-kinase regulatory subunit 6
Exons: 21
Coding region: 142-2532 (796 amino acids)
Biological process (GO): G protein-coupled receptor signaling pathway; positive regulation of MAP kinase activity
Cellular component (GO): phosphatidylinositol 3-kinase complex, class IB
Molecular function (GO): 1-phosphatidylinositol-3-kinase regulator activity
Source: RefSeq, a predicted model, not a curated record
GCCCUCUCAGUCGCUCUCACUCUCUCUCUGGCUUUGCCGCACGCAUGUUUCAGUCGAGUAGUAAUGUGUGAAGGUAAACGACUUGGAGGACAGUUUGUGCCUGUGUGGAACAGGUUGAUGGGCCCACAAUGUGCGUGAGACAUGACCAACAAGGCCCCCUGGGAUAACUCGAGCAGUGCGUACAGCAUGGAGCCAACAGCUGGCUGCUCCCCCACGGUUCCAGAGCCAGAGCUCUACCGCAGCAUCCAGGCUGUGCUGCCCAGAGACACAGAUACGCAGCAGCCGCCCGACCACGGCAACAAAGGAAUGCUGAGGUGGACACUUCAUAAGAAGGUUCAAAACAAUCCUGGCAACAGCCUGUCUCUGGUGUGGGUCCUGAUAAAAGAGCUGGAAAAGGCUGAAAGAUGGGACUCUCGCAAAUUCAUCAUUCCUUUGCUCCACACGCUGAUGUAUGCCGUCUUUCAGACAGCCUACAUUCCAGAUGAACUUUACAAGCGGAUGUACGACUUCUGCAAGAGACUACUGACCUAUCCUCAUCCGUACUGCACCGUAGGCCUCAGCUACACGAGGCAGAUAAAAGCCGAACGCUUCAUUCCAGGUCUGAUGUACCAGAGGAUGGUCACAGCUGAGCAGAGACUAAAAAAUGAGCACUAUCCCUUUCAGGAGAGGGUUUUCAUUUUGGCUGACCCCAAAGUCUUCUCUGACUCCUUGAUACACGUCCUGCAGGAGGAUUUUGAGGCAUCAGGUGGAUUUGUAAAUCCAUCAGAUCACAUGCGCAGCGUGAUCCAGCACUCCUUACAGGCUGCUUUAGGAGCAGAUCAGUGCCAUGGACCCAAACUGGCUCAGGCCCUAAAGGACAUGGGCGAAGACAUCGAGCGGUACUUUCAGGAAGUGUUGGCGACUCUGGAGCAGAGCUUGGAGGAGGGCGGCAGGGCGGAGGGGGCCGCGCUGAGGAGCCGCCUUCGCCGACUGUACGGCGACAUCGUCACCGACGCCGACUCAGAGCCAUUGUCUGCUGCGCCGCUGUGUGACUGCCCUCUUCCUAACCCAGAGAUGAGCUUCCACCUGUGGACAGAGGAUCUGGAUAUUUGGCACGAGCUGACCAAGUGGUUCCGACCCAGGUCCGCCUCAGAGAAUUUCUCCGUCAGCCAGGAGCAGGAGGACUUCGAGCUGCAGGAACCGCUCGGCGACCUGAUGCUGUCAGAUACCCCUCGGUUCUCGGUUCUGUCCAACGACAGCGGCAUCGAAAAGGAUCUGCCCCCCGGCACUGAUCCGUCCCAGUCGUCAUCCUCGGACGCUGCAGACAUGAGUACAUCAUGCGAGCAAUACAAAACCGAGCAAGACUCGACGACGCUGUCGCGGCGCGGAGGCAUCAAGAUGAAGCCAUCCGUAAAGGACGGCAUGAUGCUGAUGCAGGACUCGCUGGGCGACCAUACGAGCCUCAGAGGAGGAGGGGGAGAAGGUGGAAGAAGACGAGGGGCCACCCUGCAGAGGCGCGCAGGAAGUAACGCAAUGCAGAAUCCCUUCCCCAAGCAGCAGAGGCACUUCACCGCCAGGAUAGUCGCCAUGGGGGACGACAGGGUGCUGGGUCGCCUGGCCAUGGCCUACUACUUGUUGAGGAAAAGGGAAGCGCGGAGGCUUUUUCUUACAAUGAAAGUCAACCUCCAGUUCUACUACAUCCCCGUUUGCACGGCUCGAACUCCCAUCUCCUCAGUCAAGGAAAACCUCCAUCCAUCCAGUGGGGAUCCCUGCUCUCUUGGUUCCUACUUGAGCAACGUGGACCCGUGGUACAACUGCAACAUCAGGAGUUUGGGCUGCACGAUUCCCAAGCUGGCCAAGAUGCAAAGAGAAAACCCUGGAAGGCCAAAAGAUCCCUUCAUCUCAGAUGUCAUUUCCUACUACGUCCGCAGCGGCCAGCAGCCUGUCUACUUCACCAUCUACUUUGUUAAGAUCACAUUCCCACAAGAUGUGGGAAAGAAUUCUGAGGAAACGGUGUUCCUGACACAUCUGGAGGUGGACUUUCCUGAAUUCAGACAGAUCUCAGCAUCAGUUAGAGAUAAACAGAAGAAGAGUUCAGGGGAAGUAUGCGGCGCCGUCGUGUCAAUGAAUUACACAAAGGUGACGCUGAGCGGCCGAGACAUUGAUAAAGGAAUAUCGGUCAGGAUGACAGGAGCUCAGAUCAGCGCCAUUCCUUCCAGCAAAGCAGAAGAUCUCAACUGUUUGACACUGACAUUAAAUGAAUCCCCAACAAAAACUAAAAACAACGUCGUGGAGUCGAAGAUUCGGACCAGCAAGAUUAAGAUUCGCUCUCUGGAGUCUCGAUGUUUCACAGUGACACUGGACAAAGAUUGUCGCAGAACCUACAAAAAUGUGCAGAGCAUCGAGAUCACCCCUUGUCUGGACCCCGGAUACUGCGUGCAGAAGAGCAUGUCCAAAUAUAAGCUGGGAGACGACAAAGACGCCGGACUGAGCAAAUACAUGUGCAAAGGACUUCCUCUACCAAUCAACACGUUUGCCGGCAUCAUCAACUGAGAUGGCAGGAAUGGAAGGACAUCGUCUUACAGGAGUCUGAUCUGACACAUGAAAACACCGUUGACCUAUAACGAGCUGCUUCUGAAACCAAAAAGCUUCUGUUGGGACUGACUGGCACGCAUGGAAAAAAAGACUUCAACCUCAAAGCGACACAUACAGCGCUAGUGUCACUAAUGGAAUAACCCGUGGGCUGACCAAACAGUGACGGGAACAAAAAAACAAAGUGUUACGCUGCAGGUUAUGCUUGAACUUUAACAGUGUUUGCCUGCUGUCAAUACUGUGAGACAGCAUCUGAAAACUGGAAUAAUGCCAAAGAACAACAGUACCUUUGACACUGCGUAGACCAGCAGGGGAAGUAAGCAAAGGUGUGAACCUCCAUCCAUGGAAGACUUCAGGACUGCUGACAUGUGGAUCAGUGAUCAUGUGACAUUAUAAGAUUAAAAUCUGGUAAAUUCACUCCACAAAGUGAAUCAGGUUUAAAGGGUUGAUUUUAACAGUUACUCUACUUCAAAGACACACUACUUUUUUUGUACUACCCUCUUUGGCACACACACACACACACACACACACACACACACACACACACACACACACAGACAUACAACCUCACUUGACCAGCCAGCUACUGAGACACGUUUGAAGAACUGGUACGAUGACAACUGACAUUCACUGUUGCACUUGCCUCAAGUCAACUCAAGUAACUCGUUAUUCCUGUACCUGUUACAUAAAAUAAGCUGAUGCAAUAUGAAGACAGUGAUUGACGUUAGCUUGGAUUUAGUCAUCGAGAACAUUCCAGAACCUUGCGGGAACCGCGCUAUGCACAGCGUACACAUUAUGUGUGAUGUCAGGAAUUUAGACAGAGUCACAGAAAGUAGCUGUUAGACUCGUUAGACUGCCGACUGAUCGUCUCCAGAGUCGCCAGAGGUGUGAGGUUGUGGGCUGUUGGUGAUUGGUGAUUGCAACAGAGUAACUUGAGGGCAGUUGAAAGUGAAAGUUGCACAUAUGUCAGUAAACAUCUCAAACGCGUCGGCUUUGAGGUGUGAAAAUCACCUCUGAUGCUCGUCCGCUGGCCGCGUCGCGUUUCGUGGAUGUAAAGUGUGUUAAAGUGGGUCUAUUUGCACUAAAGCACGUGUUGCAUUGUCAGAGAGAAGCAUGUGACACGACUGAUGACCACAUGUGUGAUAAUGUUAUCACUGUAUGUGGCUUAUUUCUGGAACCAUCCGCAUGACAUACAGUCAUCAUAUGAUAUUCUCUGAGCUAUAGAGGGCUGAUCAGGAUCUGACACAUCUAUUAGUUCAGCUGUUUUUAUACAUCUGUGUUGUUCUGUUACACGCCCAGCUUGUUCUCGAUGAGUCCCUACAGGUGUGAUGUGAAGGUAUCAGCCUCAGGAACAGGAAGUGACGUGUGUGUGAGUAUGUGAGUGUGUGUGUUGGCCUGCCAGGGUGAAAUCAUGGGUGUGAAACUCAUGCUGUAUUUUGCACAUUCUUGUCUUUAGCGUCAUAUAUAUGUAAUCAUAAAUGCAAUUUUGUAAAUAAAUGAUUUUGUUUUGUAAAA